AUGGACGACAUCCUCGCCGGUCUCUUGUCGCCGACAACCCUCGUGCUGCCAGCAGGCGCACAGCGCAUAGACAACGCUCCCCGCAUCUACACGAUCGACAACACCAACCACGUCCUCAAAGCUGGAUCGUCCGUCAAGCUCAGCGAGGCCGAGGCCAUGCGUUUCGUCUCUCGCACGACGAAUAUCCCCGUCCCCCAAGUGCACGAGUCGUACAUCCUGACGGACCAUGGUUAUAUCUACAUGGACCACGUGCAUGGCAGGCCGUUAUCCCAGAUAUGGGCGCACCUCUCACCAGAUCAGAGAGGUUCAUUGGUCAGCCAGCUACGGGAAAUCUUCAAGGAGUUGAGCUCACUUCGCGGGGACUUCUUUGGUGCUCUUUGGAACCAACCCAGCCUGGAUGUCUUCUUCAUCCAUCUUCCGUUCCUGGACGUGAAGUUAUCAUAUGGGCCGUUCAAAACUCGCUUGGAGUACAACCGGGGACUCGUUGAUGCGCUACGAAAUGCUCGCCCCGGCAAUUUUCUUGAUGACCUCGAUCAAGAUCUGGUCGAGCAGCUUCAUCGACUCACCGACGACACCAAAGUCUUCUCACACGGCGACCUGCAUCCCGGUAACAUUCUUGUGGACGAGCAGACCCAUCGCAUCACAGGAAUCAUCGAUUGGGAGGGCGCCGGCUUCAGCGUUCGCGGCAGAGAAUACUUUGAAGCCAAGUCUCGGGCCCGCAACCUAGAAUGGAGUGCAGCACUUGACGAGAUCUUCGAUGAGGAAGAACGGAAACCAUUCGAGCUUUUUCAACAGCUCAACCAAGCUCUCACGCGCUACACUUGUGUUUGA
Molecule: messenger RNA, 831 nt
Organism: Zasmidium cellare ATCC 36951
Lineage: Eukaryota; Fungi; Ascomycota; Dothideomycetes; Mycosphaerellales; Mycosphaerellaceae
Exons: 1
Coding region: 1-831 (276 amino acids)
Source: RefSeq, a predicted model, not a curated record